This is a messenger RNA of Morchella importuna, 1026 nucleotides long. RefSeq lists its product as uncharacterized. Bases 1 to 1026 code for a protein of 341 amino acids. The record is from RefSeq and is a predicted model, not a curated record. Lineage: Eukaryota; Fungi; Ascomycota; Pezizomycetes; Pezizales; Morchellaceae. The transcript is spliced from 7 exons.
AUGGCAGAAGCAGAUGCCAACCACUCUCCUCUCAGAGGAAAAAACAAAACAAUUACAAUUUCAAACAUUCCGCUAUCACUAUCCCACGAUAACCUACGGAUGUACCUUGAAGAGGUUUCGUUUGGUGAAAUUGCAAGAGAUGCUAAGGGUCAUCCAUAUCUAUCACUAGCACCGGAAGCGUCAGACUGUCCACGUAUUAUCGCUGUUAAUGGGCUUGCUGGACAUGCCUUUGGGUCAUGGCGAUCCCGGGAGAACUACGCCAUGUGGCUACGAGACUAUCUUCCGGAGGAUCUGGAGCCCAAAAGCCUGAGCGCAAGGAUUUUAACCUAUGGAUACGAUUUGAAGCUACCGGGAAGUCACUCAGAUGCUGGAAUACAUGAUAUCUCCCAGGCCUUUAUCAGAGCGGUGCACGCCGCUAAGAGUCAUGCACCACACCGGCCGACAAUCCUGAUUGGACACAGCCUAGGCGGCUUGGUAAUUAAACAGGCAAUCAAAGACUGUUCCGAAGGCAGUAGGCCGAGCGUCUUACAAUUGUGUGCCGGAUUACUUCUCUUUGGAGUUCCAAACAAAGGACUUUCGAACGCCGAUGGUCUGAGGUCGAUGCUAGACAUAGAGAACUCCUUAAACCCAGCCAACUCUGGCUAUGGUAUUGUGAUCAUGAAUCUCAAUGCUAAGGGCCAGGAUGUUUGGGUCUAUGUCGAGACUUCCAUUGAAGAUGACUCAACGGCCCGCGAUUUGAUCAAAGGUGGUCUGAGAGACGAGGUUCUUACUACACUUGUUAAGAAAUGUGAAGGAAUCACGUUGUACACCGUUGAAGCACUCUGUAUGGUUAUUUCAACGGGGGACGGAACCCGUCAGCUAAGGGGAGAUCUCAGAGUAUUCAACGAAGCCGAUGCGCCACUUCCAAAAACAACUCAAGAUGCAUGUUGUGGGCUAGUAACUAUUGGUGACAGUAGCGGCGCCAUCCGACUUGCUCACUAUUCCGUUCAGGAAUACCUCGAACAUUCUCCUGAAAUUCCGGAAUAG